CUUGUCAUAUAGUGGUUUUGUGGACGCUUCAUUUCUGACUAGCUCGUAUCGAUCUACUUAUAUGUCCUUUUUCAAGCCUGUGCCUGAUAUGCAUAAUUGUUCUCCAUAUGAUGGUCCGAGAAUUAUAGCUGAUGAGAGGCUAAAACGUGGAGCUGGACGUCCACGGUCCACUCGAAUACAAAAUGAAAUGGAUGCAGCUGAUAGGUCUGGCAAAUAUAGAUGUAGCAUUUGUAAGGUUUCAGGACACAAUAAGCAAAGAUGUCCUAAUAAGAACGGUGAAGGAACAUCUGGGUCUGAUGGCGCAGUCCAUCUUUCCCGGCCCCACUGAUCGCAGCGUUCUCACCCUCCAGGACCAGCAUCGGAGUGAGGAUGUCUGGAGGGGAGUAGCGGACACGGUACUAUCGUGUCGGUUGCAUCAUCACAGUCUCUAUCUUGACUGGGAGAUUCACGAGAGGGUUCUUCGGUAUGUCGAGCGGGCUGGUUUUCUCGGCAUACAUCGUUUGGUAGGGGGAGGUUUGGAGAUUGAUAGACCACUUCUGACGGCAUUAGUGGAGCGAUGGAGGCAGGAGACCCAUACAUUUCAUUUGACUGUUGGGGAGGCGACGAUUACUUUGGAGGAUGUCGCUGUUAUCCUUGGACUUAGAGUCACGGGGCACCUGUUAUUGGUCGAGGCGAGGUGGAGAUGCAGUCCAGGUUCUUUAUCCCCGCUUUUAGCUGAUCUCGACGUAGCAGGGACAUAUAGUUGGGGUAGUGCGACCCUUGCAUACCUGUAUCGGCAGCUAUGUCGGGCAUCACAUAGGGGUGCGAGGGAGUUAGGUGGCCCUGUGUUGUUGUUACAGAUUUGGGCAUGGGAGCACAUACACAUUGGCAGACCUCGGAUUUCGAGGGUGCGGGACCCACCUCCACAGUUUGACGAGGCCGUUCCUAUUUUAGGCUCCCAGCAUGUUCCGGGGAUUGACCCCUUAGCUGUCAGUUGGCUUCGAGUACACAUCACUAGGUCCCACACAGCAGGUGGGCUUCCUUACUACAGGGAUGCACUUGACCAUCAGACGGACGAGCAGAUGACUUGGCAGCCAUAUACUGAUGCGAGACUGGCUUGUUACCUGCUAUAUGUCGAGCUGAUCGACAUGUAUGGCGCACAUGGCCCCACUUAUCUGUUUCGACAUUGUAGAGUUCCAUUUCCCUGGUCGAGUUAUGCGCCAGUUUGGAUUCGAGCAGACGAUUCCCGCACCUUCUGA
Beta vulgaris subsp. vulgaris (sugar beet) is the source of this 1238-nucleotide messenger RNA. RefSeq names its product serine/threonine-protein phosphatase 7 long form homolog. Bases 183 to 1238 code for a protein of 351 amino acids. NCBI's taxonomy places the organism in Eukaryota, Viridiplantae, Streptophyta, Magnoliopsida, Caryophyllales, Amaranthaceae. The transcript is spliced from 5 exons. The record is from RefSeq and is a predicted model, not a curated record. Gene Ontology annotation, biological process: meristem development; meristem maintenance.